Drosophila subpulchrella is the source of this 2286-nucleotide messenger RNA. RefSeq names its product histone-lysine N-methyltransferase 2D. NCBI's taxonomy places the organism in Eukaryota, Metazoa, Arthropoda, Insecta, Diptera, Drosophilidae. The transcript is spliced from 2 exons. Gene Ontology annotation, cellular component: aryl hydrocarbon receptor complex; nucleus. The record is from RefSeq and is a predicted model, not a curated record. Gene Ontology annotation, molecular function: transcription cis-regulatory region binding; nuclear receptor activity. Gene Ontology annotation, biological process: regulation of transcription by RNA polymerase II. Bases 1 to 2286 code for a protein of 761 amino acids.
AUGUUCAUGCAGUCGGCAGUCAGUCAAGGACAACGAGACACUCAAAAGCGACUGGAUCCAGGCGUUAAGAAAACCAGGCGGUGGAUUAUGGGCCUUAUCCUGGGGUACACAAUUAUGUCUCUCAUGGUAGUGAAGGUCGCCUCCGCAGCAACUCUAUAUCAGCAACACCAGCAGCAACAUCUGCAGCAGCAAUCCCCCAACGACAUUGAGUCCUCGGCAGACGAACCAUCCACCGAGGAGCCGGAACACUCGGAGGGCGACACCGACAUCGAGAAGAUGCGGGCCAAGUUGCAGCAACUGCAGCACGAGCAGCAGCAACAGUAUCUGCGCCAGCAGCAACACCAGUUGCAGCUGCAUUUGCAGCAGAUGCAGGCGACGCAGGGAGCUGGAGUUGGUGCCGGGGGAGGGGAAACCGCCUACUUAUUGGAGCGUGCCGACAGCAACAUCGCACCCAUCUAUGGGACGUGGCGCACGAAAGCGCAACGGCAGCAACACGCAAUAUCGUCGCACGAACCGGACGACGCCCAUGUUUACGAGCGUCUGCCUAAGCGAUCGGCGACCAUGACGCCUCUAAGGGGGCUGGGGCUGAUGCGUGAUCAGAUGCCACGUCCACCGCGUCUCACCACCCAGGACAUGCAGAUGUCCUUGGGGUCGCCCACGCCGCCGCCGGCGCCCACAAAGGGUUUACUGCGACGUCAGUACUCGGAGACACCGGGAUCGCGAGCCCAACGGGCUGGUCAAGAGGAUCAAUUCAAGCCCAAACCCUUUCACUUUCCCUACGAAGGGCCCAUGCCUGAGCAGUUCACCAAGGGUGCUGACGGUCGUCCCGAGCUGAACAACAUUCAGGACAUCCUGCAACACUUGCACAUUGGGGGUUUAACUCCCAGUAAACUCCCACCCAUGGUGAUGAUGCCCACUGGCCUUCACAUAGCUGGCAGUUUCAAGAACCUCAAGUCCAGCGGCAUAGGGAACUUCUUCCGGGGCAAGCGCAACAAGAAGCAGAUGCAGUUCAGCAUUCCCAUGCCCAUGUUUCCCAUGGCCAUGCCCAUGCCCAUGCAGUGGUACAAUCCCGGAGUGAUGCCCCACCAAAGGGUGGCCAUCGAUCAGCUGUAUCCUUAUAAGCCAAGAUCACCACAGGAUGUCAAUCUGCUGGCCAUGCAGUCGCUGGGAAAUGGAAAACCCCUUUCCAAAAAGAAGAAAAAGAAGCAGCAACAGCAAUUGCAACAGCAGCAGCAGCAACAAUUACUGGAGCAUGGCAGCCAGCAGCACUUUGUGGCCGAUCCCUUCGUGCAGCACUUUGCACCACCUGUGCUCACCCUGAAUGCCACCAGGCAGCCGCAGCUGAAGAGGGUUCCGUUCAAGGUCAAUCUGGAUAUAUAUCCCGUGCUGCCGCCUUCGCGACCCGCCUCCGUGAUGCGACAUCCCUUCCAGCAGGACUACGCCCUGCCCUCGCCGGCUGCGUUGACGGGCACUACAGCAGCCGCCUUCCACAUGGGUCAUGGCAUCUAUCAGACGCCCUUCAAGUUCCCCACCCAACAACCCGUGGUCUUCCCCGAUCAGUCCACCAGAUAUAGUCAGCAACAGGCUUUAUAUCAGGCACAGGCCCACAAGUAUCCGCCUCCGAAGAGCGUGCUUGGUGAUGAACCCAUCUAUGGUCAGAGUCCUGGACAUGGUCAGGGUCAGGGGCAGGGUCAGGGUCAGGGUCAUGUGGAGAGCCAAACGAAUCCCAUUAUGCUGCACCUAAAUGUGUUUCCCAAGCAAAAGCCCACUGCCACGAUUCGUGCCUCCACCAAUCCCUUCUACAACCACAACAUGCAACGCAACACGAUUAACUCGAACGAUCUGCCACCACCCAACCCGCCCAGUCCCAUAGAACCAAGACAGACAGUCAAUCACAAUGGCACCCACUCGCAGCAACAUCAUCAGCUGCAGCAACAGCAGCACCACCCAUCGCUCAAUCAAACGACACAGCAGCAACAUCAAACGAUACAGCAGAUACAUCAGCAUCAAUCCCAAGCCGGCAAUCGCUCUAGUACCAUUUCCCGCAGCGAUCACCUUCCACUGAUCGACUUUGAGCAUCCCAUUGUGGCGGCAGAACUUCCAGAUCCUGCCUCCUUGACCAGCAUUCGGCAGGAUCUUCGCUACAGGAAAACGCCCAUUGAUGAGCACUAUCGCUACCAAAAGAGCGCCAACAUCGAGCAAUUGGCUGCCGAGGCCCAGACAGCCUCGCUCUUUCGAUUUCCCGUCGAGGAUCUGAUACAGUUCCAGGUGGACGAUGCUCUCUAA